Suhomyces tanzawaensis NRRL Y-17324 is the source of this 1593-nucleotide messenger RNA. RefSeq names its product mitogen-activated protein kinase kinase (gene HST7). NCBI's taxonomy places the organism in Eukaryota, Fungi, Ascomycota, Pichiomycetes, Serinales, Debaryomycetaceae. Gene Ontology annotation, biological process: protein phosphorylation. Gene Ontology annotation, molecular function: ATP binding; protein kinase activity. The record is from RefSeq and is a predicted model, not a curated record. The coding region runs from base 1 to 1593 and encodes 530 amino acids. The transcript is spliced from 2 exons.
AUGAUGCGUCUCAACAACAACUCGCUGUCCUCGUUGGGCUCCAACAAGGACAAGCAAUUGCCGCCCAUUCCCUCGCCCGUGCCGACGUCUCCGUACCCGUCAUCGCCGUUGGCCGCUUCGAACGCCAGAAGAACUGCAAAAGACGGCUCCAAAGAUCUUCUCCAGGCUAAGACGUUGCGUCGCAAGAACUUCAAGAAACUCUCGUUGGACGCUUCGCCCGUCAAGGAGUCCAAACCCAUCGACGACUCAGAAAACAUCCUCAAUCUCAAAACAACCUCCUUGCGACAGAAACGCUUCAACAUGAGGCCUGCGCCUGUGCUCAACUUGAACAUCGACACAACGUCGUCCUCCACUCGCAUCGUGCCCCAGACCCUCACCAGCCUCAACAUCAACGACAGCAACCGCAAUAUCGACCCUGACUCCCAGACAUCCCACAACAUCAUCAUCGACGAGCUCUCCAACAUGGAGCUAGCCACCAUGAAGGACGCUGCGCCAAAGCUACCCGUCCAUCGCAAGCGCCAGACAGUGAUAUCGUCGAUUUCCCCGACCAAAUCCACCGCAACCUCGCCUUCCGACGCGAAGUCCACCUCCGACAUUUUCACGGAAACCCUGUCUCCCAUCGCCACCACGUCGUCCCUUAAGCUCAACAACAACGACAUCGUCACCCUCAAGAGCUUGGGGGCCGGAAACUCGGGCACAGUGUCCAAAAUAUUGCAUGUUCCCACCCAGAAGAUUAUGGCCAAGAAAAUCAUCCACAUCGACCUGAAGACCGUGAUAAAGACCCAGAUCAUCCGUGAACUCCGCAUCCUCCACGAGUGCCAAUCGCCCUACAUUAUCGAGUUCUACGGGGCGUUUGUCAACAAUAACAACACCAUCGUCAUUUGCAUGGAGUACUGCAACUGCAGCUCUCUCGACAAGAUCUCACAGCUCUGCGACGGCAGGCAGUUUCCGUUGUACCUGUUGAAGAAAGUAGCAUAUGCCAUUUUGUCGGGGUUGACCUACCUCUACACGGCCCACAAAAUCAUCCAUCGUGACAUCAAGCCCAGCAACGUGUUGAUGACCCAUAAAGGCGAGUUCAAGUUGUGUGAUUUUGGUGUCAGCCGCGAGUUGACCAACUCGUUGGCCAUGGCUGACACCUUCGUGGGGACCUCCACCUACAUGUCGCCAGAGCGUAUCCAGGGACUAAACUAUGGUGUCAAAUCCGACGUGUGGUCCAUGGGGUUGAUGCUCGUAGAGUUGGCCAGUGGCUCGCCUGUUUGGAGCGAGGAUGACGAUGCUGACAAGUCCUUGGCAGGAAACGGUGGUCCCGAAGGGAUUUUGGACUUGUUGCAGAGAAUUGUCAACGAAACUCCUCCUACCUUGACCAAUAGGACGAACCCAUUGACCAAGGGUCCAUUCGACCCCUCAUUAUGUGCAUUUAUCGAUUCGUGUUUGAUCAAGAACGAUUCUGUAAGAAAGUCUCCAUGGGACUUGUUGCAGGAAGAAAAUGGUUUCAUCAGUGGGGUCGCCGAGGGAGUCUAUGAUAAAGACGUCAAGUCGUGGGCCAAAAAGAUUAGAAAGUUGCAUAAGGAUAAAACAGAAGGGGAGAAAUAG